AUGCGGAAUAUCCGGGACCAUGCGACAAGCCACAGUGAGGAGUGGCGGAGCGGCCCUACGGUAUCGAGCGCGGACAAGAGGAUGAGGGAGAUGGGACACAAGACCGGCAGACUGCGGAUGCCCAACGGCGCGUUGGAGAGUGCGAAUGAUUGCAGUGAAUAUCAAUCACAACUUGACGCUAACGGAGAACUCACCUGCACAAAAGAGAACGACCCUGUGCAUGACUCUUCUGGCCGGCAGCACAGCAACAAGUGUCUUAUGUGUGCAGAGAAGUUCAAACAAGACGCUCAAAGAGGCAUCCAGUUUGGUAGAAAUACCCAGCAACCAACUGUGAACAGCCUUGAUGGGAAGAGCACGAAUCAGAACAGCUGUAGCCAGUCUGGUGGGACCUUUCCCUGCUCUGCCAAUGGCCAUACUGCUCAGGGCAAUAGCGGACCAAACAGUGGGUGUGGAGGCACGCAGCAAGGCACAGCUCAGUACGGUGGAAACUGUGGAACACAGUCUGGCAGCAAUGAAAGAGAGAACCAAAGUGUUGGCAACGGCAUUAUCAUUCCGAUCUUCCUCUGA
Molecule: messenger RNA, 567 nt
Organism: Chelonoidis abingdonii (Abingdon island giant tortoise)
Lineage: Eukaryota; Metazoa; Chordata; Testudines; Testudinidae
Source: RefSeq, a predicted model, not a curated record